This is a messenger RNA of Drosophila ananassae, 1918 nucleotides long. RefSeq lists its product as uncharacterized. Gene Ontology annotation, molecular function: serine-type endopeptidase activity. Lineage: Eukaryota; Metazoa; Arthropoda; Insecta; Diptera; Drosophilidae. The transcript has 4 exons. The record is from RefSeq and is a predicted model, not a curated record. Gene Ontology annotation, biological process: proteolysis. The coding region runs from base 162 to 1664 and encodes 500 amino acids.
GCUUUAUAGCUCAGUUGGAAGCCAGCAGCUCAUUUAAUCGGUGUCUCAUCAGCUCCCCGACAGUUUUCAUCUCAAAAUAAUAAUAAAAUUACAACAAAUAUUAAGGAAAACAUACAAGAAAUUAUAAUAAUUUUGUUUUUAAAAUUAAAUCACUAUCCGGGAUGCAGUAUCGAGAGGAAUCGGGCUAUGUUUCGGCCCUAAUCUUGGCCAGUUUGUGUCUCGGCCUUUGUCGGGGCUAUUUCAGUCUAGAGGUUGGAGAUCCCUGUCCCACUCCUGGGUAUCGGAGUCGCUGCCAACCCGUCGAGGGCUGCGAGACCCUGAACUCCCACCUCGAAACGGGUCGCCUCAACCUGGAGACCGUGAUGAACUGCGGCUAUACGUCCCACAGCGAGAAGAUCUGUUGUCCCGUGGAGGAUGCCCAUACCCUAAAUAGGAUAGAUCAGGGUACUACGACGAGUACUACCCCAAGGACUACGACGAGGUGGACUACCAGGAGGACUACAACUACCAGGAGGACUACCACUACGACUACUACUAGUGCCCCCAACACCGAUAAUUGGGUGGAUAUUUUCCAAACGGAUCGGGAUUAUGUGAGCUCCUCGGUGGUGACUAUUCCCACGGGUCAGAGAGCUUCGCGGGACAGUGUGGUAUUCCGGGACACCUCGGAGGGUGCCGAGUGCAAGGCGCCGCUGUACGAGGGGCAGUGCCGCGCCGUCUCCCACUGCCCCAGCGUGGAGCCGUUGUUGCAACAGGGUCGUCUGAGGGACGAGGACUUCACCACCUGUCGCGAAGGCACCCACGAGGAGAUUAUCUGCUGUCCUUUGAACUUGCCCCUGCAGCCUCGUGUUCAGACUGCCCCACGUCUGGAUGUACCCAGUGAGUCGCAGUCGCCACAAUCGCCCCAGGAUCCCCAGGAGGCGGAGGUGAUAGCUCGGGCGGAUGCCCUUCUCCCCCAUUAUCGUCACCUGGCCGCCCUGGCACAUCCCAAUGCCGCCUUCGAUGGCCACUGGCAUCACUGCACCGCCAUGGUGUUGACUCCCCAGCUCCUCCUUAGCGCCGCAGGAUGCGAGAGGCCCAGCCAUGCCGUAUUCGGGGUGGCGGACAUGCGGGAUGUGGAUGCCGAUGAGGAUUAUCUCACAGAUAUUGUGCGCCUGGCUCCAUUCCACAAGGACCUGGCCCUGAUACGCCUCCAGGAUCCCCUUCGCUUGAACGACAGGACUCCGGCCAAUGUCAGUGUGGCUCCAGUGUGCAGUCAGUACGAGCUGACCCGGCUUCAGGUCAGCGGCAAGCUAGUGGCCGUGGCUUGGGGCAAGGGUGAUGAUACCGAUUGUCCUCUGUAUGAAAUGCCAAUGCGUUUGCGUCCCACCUGGGCCUGUGGCGAUCUGGUCAACUAUGGACGUGUCCAGGAUCUGGGAAGCUCUCAUCUCUGCCUGGAACCGGAGAAUGGGGUUGAGGAUCUUAGACGUUUCUCCAACUCCAGUACCUGCACACCGUGUCCCGCUUCAGUGGCCAGUGUCCUUCAUCUGGUACGACCCUCGGGCACGAGGUGUGUCCUUGGAAUAGCCACGCCCACGGGCGCUGAUUGUGAUGCUCGGAUUAUGUAUUUCACGAGUCUUUUGAAUUCCCAAUUUCGACAAUUUGUGGAAAACGAACAGAAGCAAUAGUCAGUAGUAUUUUUUUUAGGCUUAAUUAGAUAAACAAAAUAUUUAAAUAUAGAAUAAGUCUUAGUUGUAUGCCUUGCAAAGUCACACUGGCAAGGCCACUUGCUUUAAAUACGAAUCUGGCCACUCUGGUAAAUAAUUUGAUGGCAAAAUAACUAUAAUAGUCUUUAAAGUAAAAACUCAAUUACCUCAGAAAUGAAUUUUAAAGCAUAUUCUUGUCACUGGGCAUUCUAAAUAUAUCUCAAUUAUUACGAUAA